Messenger RNA from Callithrix jacchus (white-tufted-ear marmoset), 9766 nucleotides. It is a transcript of the gene MAGEA4, whose product is annotated as MAGE family member A4. Gene Ontology annotation, cellular component: nucleus. Gene Ontology annotation, biological process: negative regulation of transcription by RNA polymerase II. NCBI's taxonomy places the organism in Eukaryota, Metazoa, Chordata, Mammalia, Primates, Cebidae. Gene Ontology annotation, molecular function: histone deacetylase binding. The record is from RefSeq and is a predicted model, not a curated record.
ACCCAGGUGCCCGGAUGUGACGCCACUGACUUGCGCAUGGGGGGCGGGAUAGAGAGAAGUGCGGUUCUUGGUCCGACCAGCAGCUUGGGAUUCGCUGAGAGAAGCUCGAAAGGCUCUGUUAGGAGGAAAGGUGAGACACUGAGAGGGGACCAACCCAGAUAGAUGACCCCAAAUAAUCCGUUACCACUCCUGUUGCCACCUCUGGGCCACCCACCCGUGGGGGGACUUCUGUGUGGGAGAGGGGCACCACCCCCACUGCCCUUGAAGCCACAGGGGACUCGGGAGUCAGAGUUUGGGGUGCUCCAUUCAAGACUGGUGGGGGCAGGCUCUGCCAGGAGUCAACGUGGGGAUCCCAGGAGAGGGGUGAGCGUCCCCCAUUGCCAACUGCGUCCACAGCCCAUUCUUGUUCCUAGCCACCCUCCCAUCCCCCACCAGUCCCCAUAUUCUCUCCAGCCCCUACCAACCUCAUAAUCCCAAUUCUUCAACCCAACACACACUCUCAUCCACGCAGCAUCCAGUUUCACCCCGUCACACCAAGAGUCCGGAUGUGACGCUACGGGCUUGCACAUGGGGCGGGGGUGUUAGAGAGAACUGCGGUUCUUGGUAGGACCAGCAGCUUGGGAUUCGCUGAGAAGCUCGAAAGGCUCUGUUAGGAAGAAAGGUGAGACGCUGAAAGAGGACUCAGGAGGUCCCCUACCCAGAUAGAUGACCCCAAAUAAUCCAUUAGCAAUCCUGCUGCCAGCUCUGGGCGACCCGUGGGUGGAUUUCUGAGUGGGGGAGGGGCACCACCCCCACUGCCCUUGAAGCCACAGGGGACUCAGGAGUCAGAGUUUGGUGUGCUCCAUUCAAGACUGGUGGGGGCAGGCUCUGCCAGGGAUCAAUGUGGGGAUUCCAGGAGUGGCCUGGGCAUCCCACAUUCCCAUCCCAUCGCCCCCAGUACCCCUAUUCUCUCCAGCUCCUACCAACCUCAUAAUCACCAUCCCCCACCCCAAACCAAUCAUCAUCCUGUUCCACCCAGUCACACCCAUGUGCCCGGAUGUGACGCCACUGACUGGCGCAUGGGGGGCGGGUUAGAGAGAAGUGCGGUUCUUGGUCCGACCAGCAGCUUGGGAUUGACGGAGGGAAGCGGGCAAGGCUCUGUUAGGAGGCAAGGCGAGGCCCUGAGGCAGGACACAGGAAAUCCCCACACUAGAUAGAUGACCCCAAAUAAUGCCUUACCACUCCGGCUGCCAGCCUUGGGCCACCCGUGCGUGGACUUCUGCGUGGGGGAGGGGCACCAACCCAACUACCGUUUAAGCCACAGGGGACUCGGGACUCAAAGAGUUUGGUGUGGUCCAUGCAAGACUGGUGGGUGUAGGUUCGGCCAGGAAUUAACUUCAGGAUCCCAGGAGAGGGCUCCUAGUCCCCCAUUCCGUCCCCAUCCCCCAACCCAUUCUUAUUCCCAUCCACCCUCCCAUCCCGCACCAGUACCCCCAUUCUCUCCAGCCCCUACCAACGUCAUAAUCCCAUUCCCCCACCCCCAACCACGCAGCAUCCGGUUCCAGCCAGUCACACCCACGUGCCCGGAUGUGACGCCACUGACUUGCGCGUGGGGGCGAGUUAGAGAGAAGCGCGGUUCUUGGUCCGACCAGCAGUUUGGGAUUGACGGAGAGAGGCACGCAAGGCUCUGCCGCCACCCCAAUACCCCCACCCCCAACCACGCCGGAUCCGGUUCCACCCAGUCACGCCCGGAUGUGACGCCACUGACUUGCGCAUGGGGGGCGGGUUAGAGAGAAGCGCGGUUCUUGGUCUGACCAGCAGCUCGGGAUUGGUGGAGGCAACCGGGCAAGGCACUGUUAGGAGGAAUGCUGAGACGCUGAGGGAGGACUCAGGAGCUCCCCACGCGAGAUAGAUGACGCCAAAUAAUCCAUUACAACUCUGCUGCCAGCUCUAGGCCACCCGUGGCUGGACUUCUGAGUGGGGGAUGGGCACCACGGCCACUGUGGUUGAAGUCACAGGGGACUCGGGACUCAAAGGGCUUGGCGUGGUCAGUGCAAGACUGGUGGGGAUAGGCUCUGCCAUGAAUUAACUGCAGGAUCCCAGGAGAGGGCUCUGAGUCCCCCAUUCCGUCCCCAUUCCCCAACCCAUUUUUAUUCCCAUCCACCCUCCCAUCCCGCACCAGUACCCCCAUUCUCUCCAGCCCCUACCAACGUCAUAAUCCCAUUCCCCCAUCCCCAACCACGCAGCAUCCGGUUCCACCCAGGUGCCCGGAUGUGACGCCACUGACUUUCGCGUGGGGGCGGGUUAGAGAGAAGCGCAGUUCUUGGUCCGACCAGCGGUUUGGGAUUGACGGAGAGAGGCGGGCAACGCUCUGUUAGGAGGUAAGUUGAGACGUAGAGGGAGGACGCAGGAGGUCCCCUUCCCUGGUAGACGACUCCAAAUAAUCUCUUACCACUCCGGCUGCCAGCCCUCGGCCACCCGUGGGUGGACUGCUUAGUGGGGGAGGGGCACCACCCCUACUGCCGUUGAAGCCACAGGGGACUCGGGACUCAAAGAACUUGGCGUGGUCAAUGCAAGACUGGUGGGGUAGGCUGUGCCAGGAAUUAACGUGGGGAUCCCAGGAGAGGGCUCUGAGUCCCCCAUUCCCAUCCCCUUUCUCCAACCCAUUCUUAUUCCCAUCCACCCUCCCAUCCCGCACCAAUACCCCCAUUCUCUCAAGCUCCUACCAACCUCAUAAACCCAUUCCGCCACCCCAAUACCCCCACCCCCAACCACGCCGGAUCCGGUUCCACCCAGUCACGCCCAGAUGUGACGCCACUGACUUGCGCAUGGGCGGCGGGUUAGAGAGAAGCGCGGUUCUUGGUCUGACCAGCAGCUCGGGAUUGGGGGAGGCAAGCGGGCAAGGCACUGUUAGGAGGAAUGCUGAGACGCUGAGGGAGGACUCAGGAGCUCCCCACGCGAGAUAGAUGACGCCAAAUAAUCCAUUACAACUCUGCUGCCAGCUCUGGGCCACCCGUGGCUGGACUUCUGAGUGGGGGAUGGGCACCACGGCCACUGUGGUUGGAGUCACAGGGGUCUCGGGACUCAAAGGGCUUGGCGUAGUCAGUGCAAGAUUGGUGGGGAUAGGCUCUGCCAUGAAUUAACUGCAGGAUCCCAGGAGAGGGCUCUGAGUCCCCCAUUCCGUCUCCAUUCCCCAACCCAUUUUUAUUCCCAUCCACCCUCCCAUCCCGCACCAGUAACCCCAUUCUCUCCAGCCCCUACCAACGUCAUAAUCCCAUUCCCCCACCCGCAACCACGCAGCAUCCGGUUCCACCCAGGUGCCCGGAUGUGACGCCACUGACUUGCGCAUGGAGGGUGGAUUAGAGAGAAGCGUGGUUCUUGGUCCGACCAGCAGCUCGGGGUUGACGGAGAGAAGCGGGCAAGGCUCUGUUAGGAAGCAAGGCGAGACGCUGAGGGAGGACUCAGUAGCUCCCCACCUUAGAUAGAGGACCCCAAAUAAUCCCUUACCACUCCUGCUGGCUGCCCUGGGCCACCCGUGGGUGGACUUCUGUGUGGGGGAGGGGACCAGUCAGAGUGCCGUUUAAGCCACAGGGGACUCGGGACUCAAAGGGUUUGGCGUGGUCAAUGCAAGACUGGUGGGGGUAGGCUCGGCCAGGAAUUAACUUCAGGAUCUUAGGAGAGGGCUCCGAGUCCCCCAUUCUGUCCCCAUUCCCCAACCCAUUCUUAUUCCCAUCCACCCUCCCAUCCCGCACCAGUACCCCCAUUCUCUCCAGCCCCUACUAACCUCAUAAUCCCAUUUCCCCCACCCCCAACCACGCAGCAUCCGGUUCCACCCAGGUGCCCGGAUGUGACGCCACUGACUUGCGCAUGGGGGGUGGAUUAGAGAGAAGCGUGGUUCUUGGUCCGACCAGCAGCUCGGGGUUGACGGAGAGAAGCGGGUAAGGCUCUGUUAAGAAGCAAGGCGAGACGCUGAGGGAGGACUCAGUAGCUCCCCACCUUAGAUAGAGGACCCCAAAUAAUCCCUUACCACUCCUGCUGGCUGCCCUGGGCCACCCGUGGGUGGACUUCUGCGUGGGGGAGGGGACCAGUCAGAGUGCCGUUUAAGCUACAGGGGACUCGGGACUCAAAGGGUUUGGCUUGGUCAAUGCAAGACUGGUGGGGGUAGGCUCGGCCAGGAAUUAACUUCAGGAUCUUAGGAGAGGGCUCCGAGUCCCCCAUUCUGUCCCCAUUCCCCAACCCAUUCUUAUUCCCAUCCACCCUCCCAUCCCGCACCAGUACCCCCAUUCUCUCCAGCCCCUACUAACCUCAUAAUCCCAUUCCCCCACCCCCAACCACGCAGCAUCCGGUUCCACCCAGGUGCCCGGAUGUGACGCCACUGACUUGCGCAUGGGGGGUGGAUUAGAGAGAAGCGUGGUUCUUGGUCCGACCAGCAGCUCGGGGUUGACGGAGAGAAGCGGGUAAGGCUCUGUUAAGAAGCAAGGCGAGACGCUGAGGGAGGACUCAGUAGCUCCCCACCUUAGAUAGAGGACCCCAAAUAAUCCCUUACCACUCCUGCUGGCUGCCCUGGGCCACCCGUGGGUGGACUUCUGCGUGGGGGAGGGGACCAGUCAGAGUGCCGUUUAAGCCACAGGGGACUCGGGACUCAAAGGGUUUGGCGUGGUCAAUGCAAGACUGGUGGGGGUAGGCUCGGCCAGGAAUUAACUUCAGGAUCUUAGGAGAGGGCUCCGAGUCCCCCAUUCUGUCCCCAUUCCCCAACCCAUUCUUAUUCCCAUCCACCCUCCCAUCCCGCACCAGUACCCCCAUUCUCUCCAGCCCCUACUAACCUCAUAAUCCCAUUUCCCCCACCCCCAACCACGCAGCAUCCGGUUCCACCCAGGUGCCCGGAUGUGACGCCACUGACUUGCGCAUGGGGGGUGGAUUAGAGAGAAGCGUGGUUCUUGGUCCGACCAGCAGCUCGGGGUUGACGGAGAGAAGCGGGUAAGGCUCUGUUAAGAAGCAAGGCGAGACGCUGAGGGAGGACUCAGUAGCUCCCCACCUUAGAUAGAGGACCCCAAAUAAUCCCUUACCACUCCUGCUGGCUGCCCUGGGCCACCCGUGGGUGGACUUCUGCGUGGGGGAGGGGACCAGUCAGAGUGCCGUUUAAGCCACAGGGGACUCGGGACUCAAAGGGUUUGGCUUGGUCAAUGCAAGACUGGUGGGGGUAGGCUCGGCCAGGAAUUAACUUCAGGAUCUUAGGAGAGGGCUCCGAGUCCCCCAUUCUGUCCCCAUUCCCCAACCCAUUCUUAUUCCCAUCCACCCUCCCAUCCCGCACCAGUACCCCCAUUCUCUCCAGCCCCUACUAACCUCAUAAUCCCAUUCCCCCACCCCCAACCACGCAGCAUCCGGUUCCACCCAGGUGCCCGGAUGUGACGCCACUGACUUGCGCAUGGGGGGUGGAUUAGAGAGAAGCGUGGUUCUUGGUCCGACCAGCAGCUCGGGGUUGACGGAGAGAAGCGGGUAAGGCUCUGUUAAGAAGCAAGGCGAGACGCUGAGGGAGGACUCAGUAGCUCCCCACCUUAGAUAGAGGACCCCAAAUAAUCCCUUACCACUCCUGCUGGCUGCCCUGGGCCACCCGUGGGUGGACUUCUGCGUGGGGGAGGGGACCAGUCAGAGUGCCGUUUAAGCCACAGGGGACUCGGGACUCAAAGGGUUUGGCGUGGUCAAUGCAAGACUGGUGGGGGUAGGCUCGGCCAGGAAUUAACUUCAGGAUCUUAGGAGAGGGCUCCGAGUCCCCCAUUCUGUCCCCAUUCCCCAACCCAUUCUUAUUCCCAUCCACCCUCCCAUCCCGCACCAGUACCCCCAUUCUCUCCAGCCCCUACUAACCUCAUAAUCCCAUUUCCCCCACCCCCAACCACGCAGCAUCCGGUUCCACCCAGGUGCCCGGAUGUGACGCCACUGACUUGCGCAUGGGGGGUGGAUUAGAGAGAAGCGUGGUUCUUGGUCCGACCAGCAGCUCGGGGUUGACGGAGAGAAGCGGGUAAGGCUCUGUUAAGAAGCAAGGCGAGACGCUGAGGGAGGACUCAGUAGCUCCCCACCUUAGAUAGAGGACCCCAAAUAAUCCCUUACCACUCCUGCUGGCUGCCCUGGACCACCCGUGGGUGGACUUCUGCGUGGGGGAGGGGACCAGUCAGAGUGCCGUUUAAGCCACAGGGGACUCGGGACUCAAAGGGUUUGGCGUGGUCAAUGCAAGACUGGUGGGGGUAGGCUCGGCCAGGAAUUAACUUCAGGAUCUUAGGAGAGGGCUCCGAGUCCCCCAUUCUGUCCCCAUUCCCCAACCCAUUCUUAUUCCCAUCCACCCUCCCAUCCCGCACCAGUACCCCCAUUCUCUCCAGCCCCUACUAACCUCAUAAUCCCAUUUCCCCCACCCCCAACCACGCAGCAUCCGGUUCCACCCAGGUGCCCGGAUGUGACGCCACUGACUUGCGCAUGGGGGGUGGAUUAGAGAGAAGCGUGGUUCUUGGUCCGACCAGCAGCUCGGGGUUGACGGAGAGAAGCGGGUAAGGCUCUGUUAAGAAGCAAGGCGAGACGCUGAGGGAGGACUCAGUAGCUCCCCACCUUAGAUAGAGGACCCCAAAUAAUCCCUUACCACUCCUGCUGGCUGCCCUGGGCCACCCGUGGGUGGACUUCUGCGUGGGGGAGGGGACCAGUCAGAGUGCCGUUUAAGCCACAGGGGACUCGGGACUCAAAGGGUUUGGCGUGGUCAAUGCAAGACUGGUGGGGGUAGGCUCGGCCAGGAAUUAACUUCAGGAUCUUAGGAGAGGGCUCCGAGUCCCCCAUUCUGUCCCCAUUCCCCAACCCAUUCUUAUUCCCAUCCACUCUCCCAUCCCGCACCAGUACCCCCAUUCUCUCCAGCCCCUACCAACGUCAUAAUCCCAUUCCCCCACCCCCAACCACGCAGCAUCCGGUUCCAGCCAGUCACACCCAGGUGCCCGGAUGUGACGCCACUGACUUGCGCGUGGGGGGCGGGUUAGAGAGAAGCGCGGUUCUAGGUCAGACCAGCAGCUCGGGAUUGACGGAGGGAAGCGGGCAAGGCUCUGUUAGGAGGUAAGUUGAGACGCUGAGGGAGGAAGCAGGAGGUCCCCUCCCCAGAUAGAGGACCCCAAGUAAUACAUUAGCACUAUUGCUGCCAGCUCUGGGCCACCGUGGGUGGACUUCUGAGUGGGGGAGGGGCACCACCCCCAUUGAAGCCACAGGGGACUCGGGACUCAAAGAGCUUGGCAUGGUAAAUGCAAGACUGGUGGGGGUAGUCUUUGCCAGGAAUCAACGUGGGGAUCCGAGGAGAGAGCUCAGAGUCCCACAUCCGUCCCCAUCCCCCAACCCAUUCUUAUUCCUAUCCACCUUCCCAUCCCGCACCAGUACCCUUAUCCUCUCCAGCCCCUACCAACCUCAUAAUCCCAAUCCCCCACCCCCAACCACGCAGCAUCCGGUUCCACCCAGUCACACCCAGGUGCCCGGAUGUGACGUCACUGACUUGCGCGUGGGGGGCGGGUUAGAGAGAAGCGCGGUUCUUGGUCUCACCAGCAGCUUGGGAUUGGGGGAGGGAAGCGGGCAAGGCUCUGUUAGGAGGCAAGGUGAGACGCUGAGGGAGGGACGCAAGAGGUUCCCGUUCCAGAUAGACGACCCCAAAUAAUCCAUUAGCACUCCCUCUGCCAGCUCUGGGCUACCUGUGGGUGGACUUCUGAGUGGGGAGGGGCACCAACCCCACUGCCGUUUAACCCACAGGGGACUCGGGAGUCAGUGUUUGGGUUGGUCAAUGCAAGACCGGUGGGGGUAGGCUCUGCCAGGAAUUAACGUGGGGAUCCCAGGAGAGGGUUGAGCCUCCCCCAUUUCCAACCGCAUCCACAGCCCAUUCUUAUUCCCAUCCACCCUCCCAUUCCCCACCAGUACCCAUAUUCUCUUCAGCCCCUACCAACCUCAUAAUUCCAAUUCCCCAACCCAACACAGACGCCCAUCCACGCAGCAUCCAGUUUCACCCCGUCACACCCAAGUGCCCGGAUGUGAUGCUACGGGCUUGCACACGGAGCGGGGGUGUUAGAGAGAAGCGCGGUUCUUGGUAUGACCAGCAGCUUGAGAUUGGCAGAGAGAAGCUGGCAAGGUUCUGUUAGGAGGCAAGGUUCCCCCUUCUCCAACUGGGAGGGCCAGGUUCCUUGGAGGCACAGGGGAGCACCAAGGAGAUCGGUUUGUGGGUCUUCAUUGCCCAGCUCCUGCCCACACUCCCACCUACUGUUCUGACCCUGACCAGAGUCAUUAUGUCUCUUGAGAAGAGUCAACACCGCAAGCCUGAGGAAGGUCUUGAGGCCCAAGAAGAAGCCCUGGGCCUGGUCGGUGCACAGGCUCCCACUACUGAGGAGCAGGAGGCUACCGCCUCCUCCUCUUCUACUCUGAUCCCAGGCACGCUGGAGGAGGUGCUUGCUGCUGAGUCAACAGGUCCUCCCCAGAGUGCUCAGGGAGCCUCUGCCUUCCCGACUACUGUCAACUUCACUCACUGGAGGCAACCCAGUGAGGGUUCCAGCAGCACCUGCCGAGAGGAGGAGGGGCCAAGCACCUCUCCUGACCCAGAGUGUGCGUUCCGAGAGGCACUCAGUAAGAAGGUGGAUGAGUUGGCUCAUUUUCUGCUCCUCAAGUAUCGAGCCAAGGAGCCGGUUACAAAGGCAGAAAUGCUGGAGAAGGCCGUAAGAAAUUACAGGCGCUACUUUCCUGUCAUCUUCGGCAAAGCCUCCGAGUCCCUGAAGAUGAUCUUUGGCAUUGAUGUGAACGAUCCGGACUCCACCGACCAGUCCUAUACCCUUGUCACCUGCCUGGGCCUCUCCUACGAUGGCCUGGGGGGUGGUAAUCACAUCUUGCCCAAGACAGGCCUCCUGAUACUCGUCCUGGGCACGAUCGCAAUGGAGGGCGACUGCGCCCCUGAGGAGGAAAUCUGGGAGGAGCUGAGUGUGAUGGAGGUGUAUGAUGGGAAGGAGCACAGUGUCUUUGGGGAGCCCAGGAAGCUGCUCACCCAAGACUGGGUGCAAGAAAAGUACUUGGAGUACCGGCAGGUGCCCGGCAGUGAUCCUGCACGCUAUGAGUUCCUAUGGGGCCCAAGGGCCCUUGCUGAAACCAGCUACGUGAAGGUCCUGGAGCAUGUUGUCAAGGUCAAUGCGAGAGAUCGUAUUCCCUACCCAUCCCUGCAUGAUGCAGCUUUGGCAGAGGAGGAAGAGGGAAUCUGACGACGAGUGAGUUGCAGCCAGGGCCAGGGGAAGGGGACUGGGCCAGUUCAACCUCCAGGGCCCUGUCCAGCAGCUUCCCCUGCCUCGUGUGCCUUGAGGCCCAUUCUUCUCUCUGAGUAGUCAGCGCUCUUAGUAGUGGGUUUCUGUUUCAUUGAGUGACUUGGAGAUGUAUCUCUGUUUCUUUUAGAAUUGUUUAAAUGUUCCUUUAAUAGAUGGUUGAACUUCAGCAUACAAGUUUAUCUAUAGUAGUCAACUAUAUUAGUGUUUAUGUAGUUAAGGAGUAAAAGUCUUGUUUUCUAUUCAGAUUGGGAAAUCCAUUCUAUUUUGUGAAUUGAGACAUAGUAACAGCAGUGGAGUAAGCGUUAAAAAUGGUGACUGAAUUCACAGUAAAAUACGUGAGAUAAAUUAAAAGAUACUUAAUUCUUGCCUUAUACCUCAGUGUAUUCUGUAAAAUUCAAAAAAUAUAUAUGCAUACCUGGAUUGCCUUUAGCGUCUUUGUGAAUGUAACAGAAUUUAAAUCUGAAUAAACAAUUCUCCCUGUU